AAUGAAGUGGAAAACAUUUCAAAUAAAUUGGCCUUUAAUUCUUUUUAUUUUUCAAUUCUUUUUAACCGCAAAUGCACAAUGGAACAGCUCUGCAGGACCAUUAAGUCCAAUUGCCUUUAAUUUAGCAACAGGCCGUCGUAUAACGGCUAGUUCAACUUGUGGAGAAGUAAAUGGAAGACCAACUAGAGAAAUAUACUGCACAAUUGCUGGAGCAAGUCCAUAUUCCCCAUACAAUCAAUAUACUUUUACAACAAUAUUGGAUGAAAGGCGUAAUAAAUAUAGAGAAAUGCGGGCUGAAGCUGGUUCUUUUAUUCAAGAUGGGCAAAAUUGUGAUUUUUGUGAGGCAAAUACAUCCUCUGCUCAUCCAGCAUCAAAUAUGGUAGAUGGAACGCCAUUAUGGUGGCAAAGUCCUCCACUUUCUCGAGGGAAUAUUUAUGCCCAAGUGAACAUUACAAUUUAUUUAGAACAGCCAUUUUAUGUUUCGUAUGUUUGGGUUCAAAUGGCAAAUAGUCCUCGACCAGCAACUUGGGUACUUGAACGUUCUGCCGAUUUUGGCAUUACUUGGCAUCCAUGGCAAUAUUUUGCUUCGUCUCCUGCUGAAUGUUCUCGUUUAUUUGGACUUGCCUUCCUUAGACCUAUAAUGGAAGAUGAUGAUGUUAUUUGUACUAGUGAAUUCUCGAAAACUGAUCCGAUGGAUAAUGGAGAAAUUAUGCUUAAUUUACUCGAAGGAAGACCUUCAAAAAAUAAUUUUGGUGGCUCUAAAAAAUUGCAAGACUUUGUUUUGGCUACAAAUGUUCGUUUACGAUUAUUGCGACCGAGAACAUUGCAGGGAUAUUUGAUGGAUUUACAUGGGACACAAGACCAGACACAAGAUGUUACUGUAACUAGAAGGUAUUAUUAUGGAAUUAAAGAAAUUUAUAUGGUUGGAAAAUGUAUUUGUAAUGGACAUUCUGAACAUUGUGAACCAUGGGAUCCAGCACGUCCUAAUUUAUGGCUCUGUAGAUGUGAUCAUAAUACAGAGGGGGAUAAUUGUCAACGAUGUAAACCUGGAUUUGAACAGAAACGUUGGAGACAAAGUCAUGAUGAUGAUCAAUUUGUUUGUGAACCGUGUAAUUGCCAUGGACAUUCGAAUGAUUGUGUUUAUGAAGAAGAAUUAGAUUUACAGAGGAAAAGUUUGGAUAUUAAUGGAAAAUUGGAAGGAGGGGGACGUUGUUUAAAUUGUCAACAUAAUACUAAAGGAAUUAAUUGUAAUGAAUGUGUUAAGGGGUAUUUUAGACCAACAGGAAAAAAUUGGAAUGAAAUUGAUGUUUGUCAACCUUGUAUUUGUGAUCCUCUCAAACAUGGAGGAAGUUGUGCAGAAGAAACAGGUCAAUGUGAAUGUUUGCCACAAUUUACUGGACCUAAUUGUGAUCAAUGCGCUGCUGGUUAUUUUCAUCCCCCUGAAUGUCGCCCUUGUGAAUGUAAUGUAAAUGGAACUGUUGACAGACAAUGCUUGCCAGAUACACCAAACGGGCAAUGUCCUUGUCUUCCAAACUUUAGCGGCCGUUUGUGUGAAAAAUGUGCUCCAAGUUUUAAGAAUAUAAGUGCUGGCUGUUUAAAUUGUGAUUGUGAUCCUAUUGGCUCAACGAGUGGAGAAUGUAAUUCUACAACUGGACAAUGUCAAUGCAAAAGCAGUUUUGGUGAUAUUAAAUGUGAUAAAUGUGCUAAAGGAUAUUAUAGAAAUAAAGAAACUAAUGAUUGUGUUUAUUGUGAUUGUGAUCCAAGCGGUACAGAAGACGAAAUUUGUGAUGGAAGUAAUGGACAAUGUCUUUGUAAGCCUGGUUUUGCUGGAAGACGUUGUGACAAAUGUGAUGACCAAUUCUUUGGAUAUCCUUCUUGUAGAGAAUGUUUUUGUCAUGAAAGAGGCUCUAAAAGUUUAGAAUGUGAUAAAAUAACUGGGGAAUGGUAA
Messenger RNA from Meloidogyne enterolobii, 1948 nucleotides. Lineage: Eukaryota; Metazoa; Nematoda; Chromadorea; Rhabditida; Meloidogynidae. The record is from the annotation of a GenBank genome assembly.